AUGUGGCUUUUAUUUCGCUCUAAGCACAAAAAAUUAGUACUCAAAUGCUUUCCUUCAAGAAAAAUAGGAGGGUCGGAGCCUAACGGUUCACCUUUAGCUUAUUUGAGCUACUAUGCCGCAUCCAACUCAGGGAAAUUGAGGAAGGUCAUUCGUUAUUUAAGUCGUCUUGUCCAACAUAGCGUAUACAGAAGAAGGGAAAAUGAAACGGUCAUCGCUUUGAAGAUUUGUCGAACUUUGAUCCAAAAGUGUCCAGAAAAUGUAAUGAUCAUGGCCUCAGAGAUUGUUAAAAUACUGUUGGCUUCUAGUAAUCUCAAAAACUUGGACGUCCAAAACGUUUCAGUGGAUUGUUUUGCUUCCUUUUGCGAACGGAGUAUAAAAACAAAUUCCUUGGCUUUUGGAAAUGAAUUUUAUAAAUCAUUCGAUGAAUUGGUUUCGUUCUAUUUUGACCUAUCUAGAAGCGAAAGCCCCCCAGAUCCCCAGCAAUCAAGAAUGCUAGGCUUGAAGGCAUUUCACGCCUUGACAUCUUGUAAGCUAUCAAAUGUUGAAGGCGAAUCACGUAGUCAGCCCCAUUUCGUUAUUCAUGCUUUUCUAAGUAAUGCUUGGAGCAAAAAUGAAAUGGCCCAACAAAGCUUUAUUGCUUUGGUACGCUCAACAGCUCAAGCAUUUAGGCCAUUACCUCCCAGUACUACUGGUAUAUCUUUACCAGAACAUGAUGAAGUUGGCGACACUGUAGAGAUCGCGAAUAAAAAAUUAUCGCUGAGGGUUUUAUAUAACGUAUAUACUCAGACCAAUCCUCUAUUCAUGACUGAAAGCACGAAAUCUCUAGUUCAUUUUUUCUCUGGUAAAUCAAAUACUGUGGUUAAUCAGACUUACAUUUCUGUUAUACUCAACCAAAUAGUUGAGUGGACUCCCGUUGAACUACGGCAUUCUAUCUUUUUUUGCUGUUUACGUUGUUUGCAAAGCAGCCGCAUUGAAAAUGCAAAUACUAAUGUUUUGGUUCCCUACAUGAUCUAUUCCAUCCUUAACUCCCAAAAUUCUAUUCCGGGUCUUUCUGUGAUUGACGUUCUCAGAGAGGUAGAAUUUCAUCUUCUAAUUGCAAUAGAAAAUACUGAAAUUAGUGAUUCAGAAUGGUACACGUUGUGUGCAUCUCCAACUGAGCGAUUACCUCGGCGUUUAUAUUUACUUCUGCUAUGUAUUACUUCCUUAAUCAAUCAUCAGUAUUACAACGAAGAGUUCGCCGAUGUAUGGAAAGAGAUGGAUUCACUUUCAAGUGAGAAAGCUACAACUGCCACUCAGCUGGUUGUGCUUACGGCUUUGGAUAUCAUGCAGAUGGAACAAAUGGAGAAGGAAAGGCCUUCUUCAGUUGGUACACUUUCAUUCAUUGCUGAUUUUUUGUAUAAGGCUUGGCCAGCAACUUUUCAGCGUGUAUAUACUUCAGAUUCACCAUUUGUUCGCUUAAAGACCGUUAACGUUUUUUUUGAGUUUUUGAAUAUUUCACCUACCUCUAUUUUUGACUUUAAUACAGUUUUUGGAAAAAGCACAGUUUCUUAUUUCUCCGCUUUAUGGAGUUUCAUCUACGAAAUAAGUGGACAAAUCGAAAAAUGGCUUGGAAAGUUUUGUUUCUUGGGAGAGUUUGAGGCUGUACUCAGACUAUCACAAAAAUUUUAUGCCGUUUAUGGACCUAUUACUGUAGCUGCUUUCCUCCCUUCGCUGUAUCGAGCUUUAAAUGCUACGGAAGGGCAUUACUUGAUAUCCCAUCAAGCUUUGAUAGCCGAUUAUCUUCUUUAUGUCUCUGAUUGCUUGGGUAAUGAUACUUUAAAAAGGAUGAGCUUAAAGUGGAGAAUGUCUCUUCCGUCUGAAGUUCUCGUAGGUUUGGAUUUUAACGGCAGAAAGGCCAGAAAUUUGUGGGAUCCCUUGCCCACAAAUACUACUAGCACUAUAUCUCUUUCACUUGAUGAAGUUGUUUCAGAAUUGUUACAGAAAAAUCCUUCAGUUUAUCCUGAGGAAUCAAAAGUUUUAUUUUUGGAAAAAUCUUGGCAUCCAAAGUAUUCGAGCUUUUAUGAAAAAAUACAGAAACCUACUAAAACAGUUACUUUAUCUUCUUCUUCAGAAAACUCAUUUACUAAUGGGCUGAUGAUGUCAGAUUUUAAUCCAAAUCCAAUAAUGGUUCACAAAACUCAUCCAUCUGCGAAAGUCGACAAUCAGAACCCAAAGAACGAGAAAAUUCUGACGUUGAAGCAAGCUUUGGAAUCUCCCCCGAGUGCUCGGACAUCAUCGGGCUUCCGUACGCCAUCUGAAAUAACACUGUCAUUGCGUUCUGCUAGUCCCCUCCCAUUAUUGGACAUUUUUAAUAUGAAUAACUCUCUCUCAGCACCGACUAUCCAACACCCCCCAUACGUUAACUUAUAG
Messenger RNA from Schizosaccharomyces osmophilus, 2409 nucleotides. RefSeq names its product phosphatidylinositol-4 kinase plasma membrane scaffold Efr3 (gene efr3). Lineage: Eukaryota; Fungi; Ascomycota; Schizosaccharomycetes; Schizosaccharomycetales; Schizosaccharomycetaceae. The transcript has 2 exons. The coding region runs from base 1 to 2409 and encodes 802 amino acids. The record is from RefSeq and is a predicted model, not a curated record. Gene Ontology annotation, biological process: protein localization to plasma membrane.